Molecule: messenger RNA, 936 nt
Organism: Morchella importuna
Lineage: Eukaryota; Fungi; Ascomycota; Pezizomycetes; Pezizales; Morchellaceae
Exons: 4
Coding region: 1-936 (311 amino acids)
Cellular component (GO): RNA polymerase II transcription regulator complex
Molecular function (GO): transcription cis-regulatory region binding; DNA-binding transcription activator activity, RNA polymerase II-specific
Source: RefSeq, a predicted model, not a curated record
AUGGCAGCUGUCAAGACCUCACCUCCUCACUCUUCAGCUUCCUCUGCCUCGUCGCCAGAAGCGACCACGGCAGAGCAGGCUCAGUUCCCGACUCAGAAAAGGAAGGGUGGGAGGAAACCGGUAUACGCAACGCAGGAAGAGAGGAAGAUGCGAAACAGAGCUGCUCAAGCAGCCUUCCGCGAAAGACGAACCGAAUAUAUCAAACACUUGGAAGCAACCAUCAAACAUCAUGAAGAAACAUUAUCAAGUCUUCAGCAGUCAUCCCGCAAUGCUGCUGAUGAGGUACUGAUGCUUCGUUAUAAGAAUUCUCUGCUCGAGAGAAUUCUCCUUGAGAAGGGCAUUGAUGUCACCGCGGAGUUACGGGCAUUCGCCCAAUAUGACGACACAGGUAGACCUCAAGCUGCGCCGCAGCAAACAAUGCCUCAGUCCCUCUCUAGACAACAACCAAUCCAACAACACCCUGCCCUUCGACCCAUACAUGGAGGACCGAUCAUCCAAAAGCGUCCGUCUAUCAACCCUCCGCCUGAGGCCCUUUACAUUAAAACCAGCCCACUUCUCAGGCCAAACCACUCGCGAACAACCUCACCGUCCAUCGCUAUUCCAACACCUCCAGACCAAUCAUUCCAGAUUCCCCACAGCACAGUAACUACUCCUACUGCACCACAGGACUUUCCUCAUCCAGGAAUUCCAAUGGGUCAAAAUUUUUACCCUUCACCAUUCCAAUCACAUAUGGAAGAGCUCGACCAGGAAUACGACGCCGAGCUUCUCGAAAGCAAUAACGACGAUACCCAGUCACUCGAUAACGAGGGUCAGCGGACUCCAAACACUCCAGUGAACGAUAUGGGUAAUUGCAUGGGCAUGCCGCAGCAGCAGCCGCAGCAACACCAGCAAGGAAUCUUUAGUAAUCAGUACAAUCUCGGAUACGGUUACAGAUAA